This is a messenger RNA of Lethenteron reissneri (Far Eastern brook lamprey), 4909 nucleotides long. It is a transcript of the gene MTO1, whose product is annotated as mitochondrial tRNA translation optimization 1. The record is from RefSeq and is a predicted model, not a curated record. Gene Ontology annotation, biological process: tRNA wobble uridine modification; tRNA methylation. Gene Ontology annotation, cellular component: cytosol. Gene Ontology annotation, molecular function: flavin adenine dinucleotide binding. NCBI's taxonomy places the organism in Eukaryota, Metazoa, Chordata, Hyperoartia, Petromyzontiformes, Petromyzontidae.
CGCCCCUCUAUAUCAGACCACGCCCCUUACCGCGAGACUCGGCCUCUCAUUGGCUCAGAUCCCACCCCCCAAAAUCCCGUCAGGGGGCUCCCCCCCCCUCUCUCCGCCCUGCGACCCGGAAGCGAGUGAGCAGAACGGAACACGUGUUCGGGCUGAGGUCAGGUGGCCGCUAAACACGUGAGCGCACACUGAGGAUGCGUUUUCUCGCACACAGAGAGAGACACACACACGGAACUAAAAUAACUUACUAAGGGCCGGUGGGGGUUUAGCGUCGAUAGGAGGGUUUGCUCGGUAGAGGUAGAGCUCGCGUUUUUUUGGUUGAUUCGCGUGCACUGCCCACACAAACUGCGUUUGCCCCCCACCCCUUUCCUCCCUCCGUCCUCCUCGUCCCGUCAGUACCGGACGGACGUUUUCAAGUUGUUGACCACCGAAAUUUCGGAAUUGGAUGCACGCGGCGUCACCGGUCCUACAGCAAGGUCACCGAGGACUCCUUGGGCUGCCCAGAGUUUGCACAGCGCCGCCCUUAAACGCGGCACUUGUGAAAGAUGCUUCUGAAAGGAGCAAAUCGUCUGCGCUGCUUGAAUCGUCACGCGAGAGCCCGUGGAGCCACGUGGAAGCACUCUGUAGGAGAGGUGGGAUGGCCGUCUCGUGCCCAUUACUGCAGCUCUGGACACGAAGGAGUGGAGAGCACCCCCGAGUUCGACGUGAUCGUGGUGGGAGGGGGCCACGCGGGGAGCGAGGCGGCAGCGGCUGCAGCGCGCACGGGGGCCCGGACGCUGCUCGUCACGCACAAGUUCGACACCGUCGGCGAGAUGUCGUGUAACCCUUCGUUUGGCGGCAUCGGCAAGGGCCAUCUAAUGCGCGAGGUGGAUGCCCUGGACGGGCUGUGUGGGCGCUUGUGCGACCUCUCGGGCGUGCACUACCACGUGCUCAACCGCCGCAAGGGCGCCGCUGUGUGGGGACUUCGAGCGCAAAUCGACCGCACGUUGUACAAGCAAAACAUGCAGGAGGAGAUCUUGAGGACGCCGAACCUGACGGUGCGGACGGCAGCUGUGGAGGACCUGAUCGUCGAUGAGCCCGCGGUGACGCAAGUGGGGAAGUGUCGUGUGCGCGGAGUUAUUCUGGGGAGCGGCGAGCGGGUGGAGGGGCACGGCGUGGUGAUCACCGCGGGCACGUUCCUGCGCGGGGUCGUGGGCAUCGGCACGGAGACGUGGCCGGCGGGGCGCGCGGGCGACGGCCCCGCCGUGGGGCUGGCUCGGACGCUCGAGGAGCUCGGCUUCACCGUUGGGAGACUCAAAACGGGAACGCCACCACGGAUCGCCAAAGAUUCUGUGAAUUUCGCCGAUCUUCAGAAACAGUUUCCGGACAACCCUCCGGUUCCAUUCAGCUUCAUGAAUGAGAAAGUGUGGAUCAAGCCCGAGGAGCAGAUGGUGUGUCACUUGACACAUACGGGCCCGGAGGUGGAGCGGAUGAUACGGGACAAUCUUCAUCAGACCAUGCACGUGGCGGAGACCACAAUGGGGCCAAGGUACUGCCCAUCCAUCGAGGCGAAGGUGCUGCGCUUCUCGGGGCGGAGGCACCAGGUAUGGCUGGAGCCCGAGGGGCUGCACUCCGACAUCAUCUACCCGCAGGGCCUGUCCAUGACGUUACCCGCCCCUCUACAGGAGCAGCUGCUGCGCACCAUCCCCGGACUCGAGAACUGUCGCGUCUUGCGCCCAGGCUACGGGGUGCAGUACGACUUCAUGGACCCACGGCAGAUCCGUCCAACCUUGGAAACGCGCCUCGUGCAGGGGCUGUUCUUCGCGGGGCAGAUCAACGGCACCACGGGCUACGAGGAGGCAGCCGCGCAGGGAAUAAUAGCCGGCAUAAACGCAGGCCUGAGGGCGACGGGGCGGCCGCCGUUCGUCGUGAGCCGCACGGAGGGCUACCUGGGCGUGCUCAUCGAUGACCUCACCACCAUGGGCGCCAGCGAGCCCUACCGCAUGUUCACCAGCCGCGCCGAGUUCCGGCUCUCGCUGCGGCCUGACAAUGCAGACCAGCGCCUCACACCGAGAGGUUACACAGAGGCAGGCUGCGUGAGUGAGGAGCGUUACCGUCGCGCCCUCUCCGUCGGCAGGGAGCUCCAGGAGGGGCUCGACAUCCUCCGAGACCACCGCCUCUCGACCUCCAAGUGGAAUAAGGCGCUGCCGUCAUGUGACAUGAGCACCACGCGCAGUGACAGCCCCAGUGCCCAUCUCGUUCUGCAACAGCCAAAUGUCACUCUGAUGGACAUAGCGGUCGUCUUCCCGGAAAACCUUGCCCGGUUCACCCACUCGCAGGAGGUGUGCGAGAGAAUGAAGAUUGAAGCCGUGUACUCCACACUCACCUCGAGGCAGCAGGAUGAGAUCGAUGAGGUCCGUCGAGACGAAGCGUUGCAGCUCCCGGACGACCUGGACUAUGAGCAGCUCAACAUCUCGCUCUCGAGCGAGGUGCGAGAGAAGCUCGCGCUCGUCCGCCCGCCCACGAUCGGAGCCGCCGGAAGGAUUCCUGGCGUCACUCCCGCCGCCGUCAUCAACCUCCUGCGCUUUGUGAGACAACGGCCGCAUCACGGGCGGCCAGGGGUCGGAGGCCACAACUCCGAUACGCGCGUCACACAGAGUGCGCUGGAUUCCUAUUGAAAUGAGUCCCGCCACCACACACACAGACGCUGCGCUGCAAUAUGCAGCCGAGUGGAGGCUCAGCCAUUGCGCAUCCGACUGUGAAUUAUCCAUCACCCAAAGAAGUGGGAAUUGUCACGAUUCGGGGUGGCAUGUCAAUUCACGAUUCGUUUAAUUUUUGUCUUGCUUUUAGUAUCUCAUUUGUAUUGUUUCUUUGUAGUUUUUGUUUGUUCCUUUAACCACAACGUAAAGGGAUGUCAUAUGAGCGUACUCUGCAUUCGUUAUAAACGAUCACCAACUACACGCACAAUUUGUGGUACGUAUCGUGAGCCUAAUAACCAAUAUUAGUCAUCGAAGCAUCGUUAGAUCCCACGCCUCCGGCUUCUGUUAGCGACUGGCCGCUGCCACCAGUCGAAUGUUUAUCCAGGAUCGGGCACGUGACGAUGUGUAGCUCUGGUGAGGUCUUCUGCCGUGCAUGACUGCGCCAUGGUAAUCACACUCAUUAUCAUCAUAUAUACCAGGUGUUAGGACUACUCUUACAGAUAUUAUUCUUGAUGCACAAUGAACAGAAAUGCUUACUUGGUCAGUAGCUGAAUAACACAUUCUUGCGGAGGGAGCUGGUAGGAACGUUGGGUUGCUCGGCCAAUGGCCAGGGUCAACGGCGGCGUGGUGUAUUCCGCAAAUAUGCCCGACUGUGAGGGCGGGCACAAGCCGGCGUGAGUAGGUUAAACGUUGAUUUUUAUAAGGGCACCACGGGGUAACCAGCCCCUCCCCACCCAGCCCCACCCCUCCCACUCCCCACCCUCCCCAUUCAGUCCCUCCCCACCCUCCCCACCCAGCCCCUCCCUCCCCACCCCUCCCUCCCCACCCCUUCCCUGCACGACGGACGGACACAAUAAUCCCCUGUGGGCUGGUGGAACACGUGGUUUCCUACUAGUAUAAGAACAGUUCUGAUAUACAUCAUUAGACCUCCUUUGCCAGUACAAAAUAUAAUAGGGUUUUUCCUCUUUUUUUCUGGCAACAAAACUGAAACCUUUUUACAAGGAUUCAUGUCUGCAUUAACCACAAUACUUGCAGUCAAAAUGCAAACAAAAAUCACACUGAUAACAUAUGCAUUACUUUGAUAGUGCAUUGUCUUUGAGCUGUACGCCUUUUGGCGUCCUCUGGUCGAGCACCAAUUGGGUCGAGGCUCAAAAGAAAGCCGUCCCUAGUGUGGACCAAUCCGUUUCAAGGACAAUGCAUAUAUUAUCAUAGUGUUUUUUUUGCAUUUUGACUGCAAGUAUUGUGGUUAACGCAGACAUGAAUCCUUGUAAAAAGGUUUCAGUUUUCUUGCCAGAAAAAAGGGGAAAAAACCCUAUUAUAGCUCUGAUAUAAGCAACAUCCUUACAUUACACUGGUUGGGGGGGCAGGGGGAGCAAGUUUAAGGGCAACUUCUGAUACAAAACGCGCUUUUGUUAAAAUCCACACUGGCCUUAUCCCCGAGUGCUGUGCGCAUUGCGCGUCGAAUGACAAUCGCGGCACCGGCCUUUCUGUUGCCAUUCUUUCUGCUAAGAAGGUACGGGACGGGGAAGAGUGUCGCUCGGUCGUGCUUUCAGUCGGGUGUCCUGGUCUCGUGACCUCGGCAAGGGCAACACCACCCUGUUUGGCGUCAGAGAGCGAGCCGACACAUGCACGUCAGGUGCCGUUCGCUGAGAGCCUUGUUUAUUUAAAGUUGCGGUGUUCUGGGUGGCUUUGGUUUUACUUGUGGCACGUGCGACGGUGAAACGACUCCGCUUCGCCUGUGGGGUGUUUUAAAGUGAUGGAUCGGCAGACCAUGGAGAUGUUAAUCAGGUCUCUGAGCUGUGGAUUUUACUGGAGGCAAAAGGGGGGGGGGGGGGAAUUGUUGUCCUGAGAAGUUGGAAUAUUUGUCACACGCUUGCUUUCUGCAGUUUGAAUGGAUUGGAUUUUUGACAUCGAUGGUGGUCCCGUUGAGCCAGUUGCCCGACUAUUUUUACACGGGAGAUCCGUGCUGUGAUCACAGUAACAAAUCAAAUCGUAAAAACGUUGAUAUUGCAGAGAACGAGAAGAGGGUACCCUUAAGGGUUAUUGCAGAGGCGAAGACUUGCGGCCUCCACUCAUCUACCAGUAGCAACUUGAUAAGUGUUAAUGUACAUAGUGUAUGUUCUCUUAAGUUAUUUUACAGUACUGUAUUGUUCGUAUUGAGAGAUAGACUACACAAAGUAUGGAAAUAACUGAUUAAAAGUUUCUUUUUCAUAGUAAAUAUACAAGAUUUA